Messenger RNA from Diversispora eburnea, 852 nucleotides. The record is from the annotation of a GenBank genome assembly. NCBI's taxonomy places the organism in Eukaryota, Fungi, Glomeromycota, Glomeromycetes, Diversisporales, Diversisporaceae.
AUGUCUAAUAUUUCCUCAAUACUUAUAAAUUCAUAUGAUGAAAACCAAAAAAAUGAUGUUACCACUAAUGCCCGACCUAAAAGUCGCCCCUACAAAUGCAAUACGUGUCAGAAAGCGUUUCAGCGAUUGGAACAUUUGAAUAGACACAUUCGAAUACAUACUGGAGAAAAACCACAUGUAUGCGAUUGGGUUGGUUGUGACAAGAAAUUUUCCAGAUCUGAUGAAUUAACCAGACAUAAAAAAAUUCAUGAAAAUAGUUUUAAAAGGAUUACAAAUCGUAAUAGAAGAAUGGUUGCAGUGUCGUUUCGGAAUACUACCUAUUUAAUACGAAAUCAUCAUCCAAUUCAAUCAAAUCCCUCUCGUAUUACUUAUAUUUUCACCGAAUCCACUUCAUUAAAUCCUCCAAAUUGGACAAAACCAUUUGCUUGUCCAAUUGUGGGGUGUACGAAAAGCUUUACACGACACGGUCACCUAUCCCGUCAUGUACAAUCCUGUCAAUUAAAGCGAUCUCGUAAAGAAUCAUCAAAAAAAGUUGCGGCUUCAGUACCUAAUAGUAGUGUUGCUACUACUAUUAUUUCUAAAUCUUCUGGUUUAGACAGUAUAGGCAAAAUUAUUGCGCCAAUUCCUAUAAGACCAUUUUAUGAACGUCCUCAUCCUAUCGAAUGUUCUCGGGAUUAUCAGCCUCAACCAUCGUGGUUGUCAAAUUCUCAACAACAUCAAUCACCACAACCAUCACUAAAUUACACAUUUUCUUUCUCUUCGGAGACUUCUCAUCACCGUACUCUACCUUUACCAAUUCCAGCUGUAGGUCAGUCUGAUCCUAACAGAUUCGAUCUACCUACUCUUUUGUAA